AUGUCAGAACAUACUCGCAGAAUGCAAGUGACAUGGACUAAUGCCGAAAAUUGUAUCGCAAUAGAGGGCUGUUGCCAUGGCGAAUUGGACAAUAUCUAUAGAGAAAUUGCGACUCGUGAGAGGCAAAAUGGCUAUAAAGUGGACCUGCUGCUGAUCUGCGGAGACUUUCAGGCCAUACGAAAUGAAGCCGAUCUAGAGGCGAUGGCAUGUCCACGAAAGUAUCUGCGCUUGGGAACUUUUAACAAGUACUACUCCGGGGAAACCAAGGUGCCAAUUCCGACAGUGUUUAUUGGCGGCAACCAUGAGGCGAGCAACUAUAUGUGGGAGCUGUAUCAUGGAGGAUGGGUCUGCCCAGGCAUUUAUUUUCUCGGGUUUGGAGGCGUGAUCAACUUUGGCGGACUCAGGAUCGGCGGGAUGUCAGGAAUCUACAACCACCACCACCAUCAAGUAGGACACUACGAGGUCUCACCAUACAAUGACAACAACAAGAGGAGCAUAUAUCAUGUUCGUCAGUAUGAUACGUACAAGAUGUUGCAAGUCAAAGAGCCCAUGGAUGUCUUCCUGUCGCACGACUGGCCCCGUGGAAUCGAACAAUACGGAGACACACAGGGUCUGCUUCGAAGGAAGAGUUGGUUCUUGGGAGAGGUUCAGAGCAACACUCUAGGAAGCCCGGCACAUGAGGAGAUUCUCAAAGCAGUCAAACCCGAAUAUUGGUUUGCUGCCCAUUUGCAUGUACGCUUCCAAGCGUUCGUUGAAUGGAAAGACCAAGCCAAAGCCCAGCAAGAAGCAUCGCAGGCGCAACCUACACUGCAAGAACACCCAGCAGUACAGCCUUCUGUGAUUAUGAACCCUGAUGCAAUCGAUAUCGAGUUGAGCGACGAAGAGGAUGCCUGUAUUCAAUCGGCGCCGUCGACUACUAUGGAGGCUGUCAAGAAUCCAGACGAGAUUCAGAUUGAACUGGAUGACGAAGAUGAGGAACAAGAGUCACAGAGCAGGGGUGUGAAUGAGAAGGCCGAGGCACAGACGACUGCAGUGGCCACUGUUUCGAACCCGGAAGAAAUUUAUAUCGAGAUGGACGACGAGAGUGAAGGCGAAACUGGAGCACAGACAGCGCCGCCACAGCAGGGUCCUAUGGACGCAAAACCAAAGCCUUACCCUACGAGCACAACGUUCCUGUCGCUAGACAAGUGUCUUCCGAACAAGAAAUUCCUCGAAAUUAUGGAGUUUCCGAAUAUCAACGGUCCUAGAGAGUUCAUGUAUGACGAAGAAUGGCUUGCCAUUGUUCGGACACUGGAUUCGUUCUUGAGCCUUACCCACAAACAAAAUCGCCUUCCUCAAGGAGCGCGCCUGCAUCACGAAUUGGCUGUCAACCGGGAGUGGGUCAGAAAUAACAUCACGUUGAAGCGAGGCCUUGCGAUCCCUGACAACUUUCAGCAGACUGCACCGGCGCACGAUCCAGUGCGAACCAUGGGUCCGCAACAGAAGACCGAAGCGCUCAGGCCAUUUUUGAAUCCUCAAACAGCAGAAUUUUGUUCCAUGCUCCAGAUCCCAAACAAGAUCAAUCCUCAUGGUCGUCGUGUCUGA
Messenger RNA from Gamsiella multidivaricata, 1584 nucleotides. Its product is annotated as lariat debranching enzyme, C-terminal domain-containing protein. Gene Ontology annotation, biological process: mRNA splicing, via spliceosome. Bases 1 to 1584 code for a protein of 527 amino acids. Gene Ontology annotation, molecular function: RNA lariat debranching enzyme activity. Gene Ontology annotation, cellular component: nucleus. The record is from RefSeq and is a predicted model, not a curated record. NCBI's taxonomy places the organism in Eukaryota, Fungi, Mortierellomycota, Mortierellomycetes, Mortierellales, Mortierellaceae. The transcript is spliced from 8 exons.